Messenger RNA from Capsella rubella, 1735 nucleotides. RefSeq names its product plant UBX domain-containing protein 8. Lineage: Eukaryota; Viridiplantae; Streptophyta; Magnoliopsida; Brassicales; Brassicaceae. The transcript is spliced from 11 exons. Gene Ontology annotation, molecular function: ubiquitin binding. The coding region runs from base 94 to 1569 and encodes 491 amino acids. The record is from RefSeq and is a predicted model, not a curated record.
AGAUUUCGAAAAGUACCCGUUAUUUUCUUCCCUCUCGAUUUCUCUCUCUCUCUUCCCAAGAUUGAGGAAGGAGAAAUCUUCGCUGGUUCAUCAAUGGCGAAACAAGAUUCACUGAUGAUCACUACAUUCGCGAGAAUCACCCGCACCGAAGAAGCCUAUGCUGCUCAUAUACUCCAGCAAAAUGGAGGAAAUCUCAAUGCAGCUCUUGAUGCGCAUUAUCGAUUAGAGGAUAUAAACCUUGCGAGUGGAGGUUAUAGUCCAGAGUCUGAAGACGAUUCGAUUAAUAUAGAUGUACAAGAGGAAGCUACUAGUAUAAGAACUAAUUCACUUGCUGAUGAUUUCAAUCCAAACGCUAGCAACAAUCUAGUGGAAGCUCCAGUAGAAAUGAGGUAUGAUGCAUUUGAACGCCCUGGCCAUACACCAAGUAACAAUUUGCUUCAGAGCAUGAAAGAUUUUGAAGAAAAAAUGAAGGCUAUACGUUGUGAGGAAAAGGCAGCUAAGUUUUCUAGACAUGAGCCAUAUAAACGAUGUAGUCAUGCACCUGUAGUUCUCCCCAGCAACACUUUGCUUCAUGACGUUGAUGAUCUUGAAGAAGAACGGAAGGUAUUACGUUUUGAGGAAAAGGCAGCUAAGUUUUUUGGAUCUGAGCCAUUUGCACGCUGUGUCCAUACACCAAGUGUACCACCCAUCUACACUUCGCUACACCGCAUCGAUGAUCUUGAAGAGGAAAUAAAGGAAGGAGAAGACGCCCUUGCUGGACAUAGACAGUCUCAUUUACAAGAUCUCUACCUUGCUCAUGCUAUAUCUUUGUCCUUGGAGACAGCAGAGAAAGAGAAACAAUUGCACGAGAAAGCUAGUAGGAUUGGAGAAUUACGAUGUGGACGUUCUGAGGCUCUCAAUGUAGAGCAACGACAAAUGAAAUCAUCAAGUAGUGGUGCGGAAGCAUUAAACACAUCCUACCAGAAUAAACCUGAGGAUGGAGAGAGCAUGUCCAGAGAUGUUGAGAGUCUGAUCGAUGCUUCUGAUUUAGAUGAGUGGUCUACUUUACAAGAGGCGACAAAGAUUGGUCAAAUUCCCGAAAGUAGAUACCGGUCAGGAAUCCUGGCUCCUCACACACUGUCACCUUCUGUAGAAGUUCAAUGCCGGAUGGGGGAGAAGCUGAAUGAAGAGUACUAUGUGUCAUUGCGAGCAGAGAGAGAGAAAGAGAUAAGAGAAUCCGAGGCCAGGAAUGCUGCUUGCAGGAAAGUGGAGGUAGAACAGGAAUUUGAGAAGCAAUUGACUGAAAAAGAACCAUCACUGCCACCAGAGUCAGCCAUAGAUGAGGAGAAUGCUGUCACCAUCCUCAUACGUAUGCCGAGUGGAAACCGCCUUUCCCACCGGUUUGUGAAAUCCCACAAUCUUCAGGCAAUUUUCGACUUCAUUGACGUUAGUAGAUUGAUCAAGCCUAAUACUUACAGAUUGGUGAAGCCAUUCCCAAAACAGAAAUUUGGUGCAGAACAAAGUUGCUUGACAUUGAAGGACCUUGGCCUCAUAAACAAACAAGAGGCUCUGUUCUUGGAAGUCAUCUAAUUUCUUUCUCACACAUAGGCUUGAACUUAGAAUUUUCACUUCACUGUAAAAAUCUAUGCUUUUCUUUAGAAAAAUCGUGAUGUUGUAUAGAGUAUAGCUGUAUAGACAUUGUUAGUGUUAGCAUUAAAGGUAGGAGUAGACCAGAAACUACCCAUUUUUUGGUUAA